AUGCUCUCCUGUAUAUCGCGAUUAUGGCCUAACACAACAUACUGCGGCCUUGACGGAGAGAAUUGCCGUCCGUUUGACAAGACCCAGGUGGCAUUUCGCUGUCCCUCUGGGUGCAAGGCCGUCAACAUCCUCAAUCCUCGCACUAUUGGUGCUGAGGAGAUAAAUUACCGAAGCUUAGUUGUGGGUGGCCCGGCAGGUCUAGACACAGCCAACCCCGUUUACCGCGGGGAUUCCUUCAUUUGUGGUGCUGCCAUCCACGCGGGCGUAAUUGAGGAUCGGCGUGGCGGCUGUGGAAACCUAUCUCUGCUUGGCGAAAGACGCAACUUCCCUAGCGUUGAAAGAAACGGUAUCCAGAGCGUUGCGUUUAACUCGAGCUUUCCACUAUCCUUCACAUUCAAACAGGAGUCCUCUAUUCACAGCUCGCCUUCGCAAUGCAGCGAUCCACGUUGGCGCCUCCUUGGCGUGUCGGUGGUUUUCACCUUCGUCCUCUCGAUGACCACGACAUCACCGGCCCUAUUCUUUGGCACCAUUUUUACUGGAAUCUUCUUCCAUGUAGCUCUCGUAUCCGAUCCUCCUGAUUCUCCCGAUUUCGAGUCUCUGGUGUCAGCGGCGACAGGUCGUUUCCUUCCAGCAGCCUUCGUAGGCGCGGCCAUUUACCUCUUCUGUGUCCGAAGGACCCUAGAGAACCUCAACGCCCAGGUCGAAAAAACCAUCCUUUGGCUCGGAGCAUGUUGGCUUGGCGCUUUGAGCAAUGCGACUUUUGACCUGAUUCCAAUACAACGAUUGACUCCGCAUGACAUCAAACAGCAGCCUGGGGCUAUUCCCGCUUUGGGUUUCAUCGUAGUCCUGCUAUUUGCUAUUGCACUCAUACAAGCUUGGGCAUUCAGGAUCGAGGGCAGACUACCGCAGUACCUUGGCCUGUAUGCUGCUAUGGGUAUUGGCAUCUUGCUUCUAUCAGCAAUUCCCGGUCUUAAACUUCGCAUCCAUCACUACAUCCUCGCAUUGUUACUACUACCAGGCACAUCGCUCCAGACCCGACCAAGCCUGCUCUACCAGGGUCUCCUCGUAGGUCUCUUCAUAAACGGUAUUGCUCGAUGGGACUUUGCCAGUAUUCUUCAAACACCUGCCGCAUUACUUGAGGACGGACUCGUCGGAAGUCUUCUCCCUGAGGUUGUCACACCUGCCAUUGUCGCAAAUAACAUCACAUUCGCCUGGGACACCAUUGCAGAAGGCUUUCAAGGCAUCAGCGUCAUGGUGAAUGAUGUGGAGAGAUAUCGCGGCUUCAAGGAUCGUGGAGACUUGGAAUUUAGUUGGCACAGGAGUCAUGAUACGGAACCGGAGUAUUUCCGGUUUGCUUAUACGAAGUAUGGUCGUCUGGGUGGGCCUUGGGUUGCUGAUUAUACGAAGACGAGUAUCUGGCAGGAAGAUGGACGUUGGGUCCAGCCGCCCAAUGGGACUGGGUAG
Molecule: messenger RNA, 1464 nt
Organism: Endocarpon pusillum Z07020
Lineage: Eukaryota; Fungi; Ascomycota; Eurotiomycetes; Verrucariales; Verrucariaceae
Exons: 2
Coding region: 1-1464 (487 amino acids)
Source: RefSeq, a predicted model, not a curated record